Molecule: messenger RNA, 330 nt
Organism: Ostreobium quekettii
Lineage: Eukaryota; Viridiplantae; Chlorophyta; Ulvophyceae; Bryopsidales; Ostreobiaceae
Source: the annotation of a GenBank genome assembly
AUGCCAGUGCUUGGCCUCGCGACCACAAUCGUCGAUAUCUGCAUCUCGUUCCGGCUGUGCUUAUUGCCACGAGUAGGCAGCACGGCCGCGCCAAGGCUCUGUGAGGUGUGCGCAAAUUGUUCCAGAGUUGCAUCUGUGCCAACACCCCGCUGCCUGAGCGUCCAUAGCUUGUGUGGCGUGGCCCACUAUUUCGCCUGGGUUUUGUGGGAUGCCCUGCGCGUUGGCCACCUGCCACGAGGUUGGUGUGCUCCCACUGCAAAGUUUUUUGGUUGGGCACGGGCCUUUGCAAUGACUUAUUUGUUGGCAGGUGGACAGGCUCCUCCGUUGUAG